ACGAGUUCCUCGAGUUGAUUUUGUCCACUUCGUUAGAUGUUGUGUGUCCGCAAGCUUAACCCUCAAAGAGGAGAUACAGAAAAACCUACACUGUUGUACUUGAGGAUAAAAUACGGAACCUUAUGGCGGUAUGCUUCUAAAAUCUCAAUUUUUAUUGACAAAAGAAUUAGCACCGAAAAAAGUUCUUUUGCUUGAGAUAUCAGAAAUCAGUAUAAUUUAAAGAUCGUGCUGCCUAAAUGGUGCCACAUCGCUUUUCUUCCCGUGCUGUCUAAUAUCUUUUCGCUCGGACCUAAACUAAUUCGAUAUCUUAUGUUUGAGUAAGACGGACAAACGAGUGGAUCACAUAUUUGCUUGCGAGGCUUCGGUUCCGGCUUUACGCCGCUUCGGCUCCUUGGUCUCGGUUAUACGACCGAACCGCACCACACUGGCUUCGUUGUAUACACUUAUCCAAGUAACAGUGCCCAGCUACAAGAUGGUCAUGGAGCUACAAAAUCCAAAACCUAAUAAGGAGAAAAGAGAAACCAUCGAAUUUAUCAUCUUUCCUUCGUUAAAGGUAGAAAAAAUCGAAAUAAUGAUAUCAAAUGCCGUUAGCCAUCGAUGUGAGAUUUGUGAUAAAGAAUUCCCAUCUAACUCUAAGCUUGCCCAUCAUCAGUGGAAUCACCCUUAUAUAUGCGACUUGUGUGGAGGAGAAUAUCGUGAGCUCGCUCAUAUCAGAUAUCAUAUGCAAUUUCACAGGCAAAAAUCUUACAAAUGUGACGUAUGUGAGAUGCUUUUUGCCACAGAAUUACAGCUCAAUCGACAUAAGAAAACUCACGCUCGUAAACGACGCGGUAGCUGCACAGGUCCCUUCAUGUGUGAUUUGUGUGGAAGAAAAUAUCGUAAGCUCAAUCACAUAAGAACCCAUAUGAUAUUUCACAUGGAAAAAUCUCACAAAUGUGACGUGUGUGAGAAAAGAUUCGCCAUAGUCGACCAUCUCAACGAACAUAAGAAAUCCCAUUUGAACGAUAAACCUCACAUAUGUAAAUUGUGUGGGAAGGCAUUUCAUAUGAGCCAUCUGCUAAAAAGGCACACAUAUGUUCACUCGAGUGAGAAACAAUUCAAUUGUAAUGUGUGUGGAAAAGUAUUCGCUAUGUCCUGGAGUUUUGCGAUCCACAGUGGAAUAGACAUGAACACGAACGAACUUUCUUCGUGUAGCAAACAUGAAUCCCUUCGUCUAAUUAGUACAGUCUGUGAUAUAUGCGGAAAAGAAUAUCGUACACUUGAAGAGCUAAAAAGGCACAAGAAAGCUCACAAUGUGAAAUCUCACAAAUGUGACGUGUGUGACAAAGCUUUUGGUAGCAUUGGCCGACUCAAUGAACAUAAGAAAACUCACUCGAAUGAAAGAUCAUAUGUGUGUGAGUCAUGUGGAAAGGGAUUUCGCACGCGGAGCCAGCUUAAUGCUCACACGCUUACACACUCCAAAGAGAAACCUUUCAAGUGUGAAGUAUGUGAUAAAAGUUAUCAUCAGCUCUCUCAACUGAACUCACAUGCAGUUGUGCACACGGAUCAUGUAAAGUACAAAUGCGAAAUAUGUGGUAAAGGAUUUGAAUUCUUGCAUGCCUUAGAACCCCACUGGACUCUUCAUACCAACGAAAAACUACAUACGUGUGAAGUGUGUGGAAAGGCGUUUCGUCUCAAAAAUGGUCUGAGCAAACACAUGCUUAUUCACACAAAUAAGAAUCAGCACAAAUGUGAAGUGUGUGGUAAAGGAUUUUGCGUAAAAUAUGCUCUGAAAAUACAUAUGAAGGUUCACGCAAAUGAAAAACCGCACAAAUGUAAAAUGUGCGGAAAAGCAUUUGGUCAUCCCUUUUCCCUCGCCCGUCAUAAAUUAGUUCACUCUUGGUAAAAAAUGAACAAAUGUGACAUGUGUUAAUCUAUUUACGCCGAAAUGACAUUGUUAAGUAGCAGGUGUAUCGAC
Molecule: messenger RNA, 1957 nt
Organism: Topomyia yanbarensis
Lineage: Eukaryota; Metazoa; Arthropoda; Insecta; Diptera; Culicidae
Product: zinc finger protein 93-like
Exons: 3
Coding region: 473-1885 (470 amino acids)
Source: RefSeq, a predicted model, not a curated record